Echinops telfairi (small Madagascar hedgehog) is the source of this 6220-nucleotide messenger RNA. RefSeq names its product ArfGAP with coiled-coil, ankyrin repeat and PH domains 2 (gene ACAP2). NCBI's taxonomy places the organism in Eukaryota, Metazoa, Chordata, Mammalia, Afrosoricida, Tenrecidae. Gene Ontology annotation, molecular function: GTPase activator activity; protein binding. The transcript has 22 exons. The record is from RefSeq and is a predicted model, not a curated record. Bases 32 to 2359 code for a protein of 775 amino acids. Gene Ontology annotation, cellular component: endosome membrane; cytoplasm.
AGCGCCGCCGGCGAGGCGGGGCGGAGGCACGAUGAAGAUGACAGUGGAUUUCGAGGAGUGUCUGAAGGACUCGCCCCGCUUCAGGGCAGCAUUGGAAGAAGUAGAAGGAGAUGUGGCAGAAUUGGAACUAAAACUUGAUAAGCUUGUGAAGCUCUGCAUUGCGAUGAUUGAUACCGGAAAAGCCUUUUGUGUUGCAAAUAAACAGUUCAUGAAUGGGAUUCGAGACCUGGCGCAGUAUUCCAGUAAUGAUGCUGUGGUUGAGACAAGUUUGACCAAGUUUUCUGACAGUCUUCAAGAAAUGAUAAAUUUUCACACAUUUCGAUCAAGAAAGUUUUAUGAAAAACUCACGAAAGUCUUAUAUUUCAGAGAUCUUAGAAAAUUCAAAGAUGCCAAGAAACAAUUUGAAAAAGUCAGCGAGGAAAAAGAAAACGCAUUAGUAAAAAAUGCUCAAGUACAAAGAAACAAGCAGCACGAAGUUGAAGAAGCCACAAACAUUCUGACGGCAACAAGAAAAUGCUUUCGACACAUAGCUCUUGACUACGUUCUUCAGAUUAAUGUUCUUCAAUCAAAACGGAGAUCAGAAAUCCUAAAAUCAAUGUUAUCCUUUAUGUAUGCACAUUUGGCCUUCUUUCAUCAAGGAUAUGAUUUGUUUAGUGAACUUGGGCCGUACAUGAAGGAUCUUGGUGUACAGUUGGAUCGACUAGUUGUAGAUGCAGCAAAAGAGAAAAGAGAGAUGGAGCAAAAACAUUCCACCAUUCAACAAAAGGAUUUCUCCAGUGAUGAUUCUAAGCUAGAGUAUAAUGUAGAUGCCGCAAAUGGCAUUGUUAUGGAAGGAUAUCUAUUCAAACGAGCCAGCAAUGCCUUCAAAACUUGGAACAGACGCUGGUUUUCAAUACAGAACAAUCAGUUGGUUUACCAGAAAAAGUUUAAGGAUAACCCCACUGUGGUAGUUGAAGAUCUUAGGCUGUGCACAGUGAAGCACUGUGAAGACAUAGAGCGAAGAUUUUGCUUCGAGGUGGUCUCCCCAACAAAAAGCUGUAUGCUCCAGGCAGAUUCUGAAAAGCUGCGCCAGGCAUGGAUUAAGGCUGUUCAGACCAGUAUUGCCACGGCUUAUAGAGAGAAGGGGGAUGAGUCAGAGAAGCUGGAUAAGAAGUCAUCUUCAUCCACAGGAAGCCUAGAAUCUGGGAGUGAGUCAAAAGAAAAAUUGCUGAAAGGAGAGAGUGCAUUGCAGCGAGUCCAGUGUAUCCCUGGCAAUGCCAGCUGUUGUGACUGUGGUCUGGCGGACCCCCGGUGGGCCAGCAUCAACCUGGGAAUUACCCUGUGCAUCGAGUGCUCUGGGAUUCACCGGAGUCUUGGAGUUCAUUUUUCAAAAGUCCGAUCUUUAACUUUAGAUACUUGGGAACCUGAACUUUUAAAGCUUAUGUGUGAGUUGGGGAAUGAUGUUAUAAAUCGAGUUUAUGAAGCUAAAGUGGAAAAAAUGGGGAUAAAGAAGCCACAACCAGGACAGAGACAGGAAAAAGAGGCAUAUAUCAGAGCAAAAUAUGUGGAGAGGAAAUUUGUGGACAAAUACUCUGUGUCAUCAUCACCUCCCGAGCAGCAAAAACACACUGUCUCCAAAAGCUCCGAGGAAAAGAGGCUGAGCAUUUCCAAACUGGGGCCAGGAGACCAAGUCAGAGUCGCCGCCCAAAGCGCAGUCAAAAGUAAUGACAGUGGAAUCCAACAGAGCUCUGACGAUGGAAGAGAGUCUCUACCAUCCAUGGUGUCAGCCAAUAGUUUAUAUGAGUCGGAAGGAGAAAGGCAGGAUUCUUCUGUGUAUCUUGAUUCUCAACAUCUUAAUCCAGGACUUCAGCUCUAUAGGGCGUCAUAUGAAAAAAACCUUCCGAAAAUGGCUGAGGCCUUGGCGCAUGGCGCAGAUGUCAACUGGGCCAAUGUGGAGGAAAACAAAGCAACACCGCUGAUGCAGGCCGUGUUAGGGGGUUCUUUGGUGACCUGCGAGUUCCUCCUGCAGAACGGUGCGAAUGUGAACCAAAGAGAUGUGCAAGGGCGAGGACCACUGCACCACGCCACUGUCUUGGGGCACACGGGGCAGGUGUGUUUAUUUUUAAAGCGAGGUGCCAAUCAACAUGCCACUGAUGAAGAAGGGAAAGAUCCUUUGAGUAUAGCCGUGGAAGCAGCCAAUGCUGACAUAGUAACCUUGUUACGGUUAGCAAGAAUGAAUGAAGAGAUGCGGGAAUCAGAAGGACUUUAUGGACAGCCAGGUGAUGAAACAUACCAAGACAUUUUUCGUGAUUUUUCCCAAAUGGCAUCCAAUAAUCCAGAGAAACUAAAUCGUUUCCAGCAAGAUUCACAGAAAUUCUAAAUUUUUCUUUGAGAAGGAGACCAUAUUAAAUCUGAUGACCCCAUAAUAUGUACAGCUGAAAACUCAAGAUUUUUUACUGGUUUAAGUCUACUUAAUUUUAGUAGAUAUUGAGUAGUUUUGAAAAAGGUGCCUAUUCAUCGUUAUUUUUAUGAAUUAAAAUAUAGAUCUCUAGUAGGAGAGGAACCUUCUUUAAGACCUUUUUCUUUUUUUAAAAGCAAAAGCCUGUUUAAUAGGCUGUCUUGUAUAGAUGAAAGUAAAGUUUAGACUUAAACCGUCUCUAGGUUAGUGCUAAGGGGUUAGACAAAAUCCCGUUUUCAUCGUGGAUUGUAGCCUUGGUUUCUCCGUGCAUCAUGCCCAGGAUCAUUCAGUCAAGCACGUGCGCACUGAAUGGAAGGCAUUUGUCUUGCCUGCCUCAAGAUUAUGCUUUGUAGCUUUCCAGUGAUUUUUCGUGGUUCAGAAUUAGUGUGCUUUUGGAUGGUGGUAUUAUUUUUCAUAGAUUACCUAUCAUACCCACAAAUAUAUGAUUGAUUUAUUGGAAAUAGAUAAUACGUGCCCCCCCCAUUUGCUCAUAAAUAAUUGUGCACAUGUCAAGUAAUUGUCCUGUAUUUCAGUGUCUAUAUAAAGGCUGUACAGGUAGACACAGUUCAGUCCUUUCAACUUAUUCAGUUUUAUGAAGAGAAACCGUAAAACAUUGGACCCGCACAUACACAGACUCAGUGGUAGCUCUUCAUUUUGGGCUGAUUUCAUGAAACAUGGCCACAUUUAUGGAGAUAAUAGAACUGUAUUUCCAAGGUUACUUGAAUAUUGCAAAAACUAUGCUUACAUCAAAAUGUUGCUUUUAUAGAAAAGUUGAUUUAUAACAUAAUACAGGACAUUUUUGUGUUUGAAAUUCAAACUUUCCAAGGUACAUUUUUGCUCUUGCUCUUACUGAAAGAAAGGUCUGUCUAAAAGAAGAAAAAUCAGAUUUUUAUUAGUUUAUACAGCAACUAAUUUGCUUUUUGAAUUCUUCAUCUCUCAUGUGUUGCACACAAUGUACAUCUUUAUACCAUUUUUGUAGCCUUAGUAUUUGGUUAUGUACAUCACAGUCACUUUAAUUUCAACACAUUUUGAGAAUAUGUAGUUACUUUAUCUAAUUUCAGCUUUGCUUGUUGUGUCAGAGAUAUAGGAUAAUUAAAUAAUUUGCCUUACGUUCAUUUUUAGUGUAAUCAUUCAAUAUAGUUAAGCUUAAUCUUCUUUACAAAUUUAUGUGCAUAUUACUACAUAGUCUGUCUAGUAAGAUUUUAAAACUCGGGUUAUCAAAUAAAUGGAGAAAUUAUUUUUAAUUGGUAGAUAAUAAGUAUUCUAACAGUUUCCUCUACAAACUUAGGUUUUUAUACAUUGACUAAAUAUAAAGUCAGAAUCUAAACAGGAAUAAUUUGGCUAAAAUGUAUGCAUACAAUGCUUAUUUAGUAAUAGUCACUCUAUAUUAGAAUAAGGAGAUGCCUACAACACCCAUAUUUGUGAAUUAUCUUUAAGGAAAGGCUUAUUCUAAGCAUUGCAUUUUAAUAACAAAACAGGGUCAUUCAGUCUUUCCUGUUUUACAGUAGAAUCACAAAUCACUUGCUUUUUAAGGUACUGUACCUAAAGGCAACAACAACAAAAGAACUCUGAUUUGUAACAUUUUUAUUAGAAUGUACUUUGAAAUUUAUUUUCUGAAGAGGCUCAAGGCUAAAAAACUGUCAAAACACAUUUACAAGAUAAAUAGAAAAAGAAAGAGGAAAGACAAGCACCUGGCUCUGCCCUUGUGCUGCCCCGCUGCUUCACCCAAGGACCUGCUCUGAGGAGGCCCAUGUCUCCUUCCUUUGGGACCCAGCCAGUGGUGCUUCAGACCCGCCCAGGGCUCUCGGCGUGCUCAGCCGGGGCACCGCGUGGUUAACGUGGCAGUAAUCAGUGUCGAAUGGCUAGCAGUGCUUUUGGACUUGCACUCAAGAGGAUCAUGGCUUUUUCUAAGGCUUGAUUUUUUUCUCUAAACUACCGAGACUCCUGUGGCAGAAAUAAUGGAAUAAACCGAGACUUUGAAGUAAAUGAAGAGUUACAGAGUAGUUACAAAGUAGGUUGGCUUUUAAGUAAAGUUAACUGUGCCAACCAAUAAUAGUAUCCAUUGUAUAGCAUGUAACAAAUCCGUGUUUUCUUAGGCUGUGAAGUAGUCCAUGCAUUGUGAAACAUUAUAACGUAAACAAUGUUAAUAAUACUCUUGAACUUCAGAAGUCAGCGGGGUUCACCACUACCACCACCGCCCCUUCCAUAGCUAGUCUACGAAUAAUGGUUUCUGAUUCCUUGUAAUAUCUCUGUUAACUAGUGUCUUAAAGAAAGUAGGUGAUCACAAUAAGGAUAGCAGUGCUACUGAGCAAGAGUUCAUAAAAUACUGUUUCCUGUUAUUACUUGGAAUGCUUCAUCGCUACACCACUUACAAGUUUUUAAAAAUGAUCCUUGGUAGAAUCCUUAGAAAUGCCGAGACUUCCAGGGAUUCACUACAGUGUUUGCCUACCUAAUUUUACCUGUCUCCAUUGUAGAUUGUAAUGAACUUAAAUGUUUACAUUUUUAGACCUGUCGAUUUAAUUUGGAAUAUAUACUUUAGUUCAUCGUGGAUGUAUUUUGGGAGGAAAAUGUUUUAUACUUUCAUAGUCAAGACAACUUACAUUUUUGAUCUGUUAAGCAAUAUUUUAAAAAUAGAACUUCACAGAUGUAAAGUAUGGUCAUAAUAAACCAAUUCGCAUUUAAGACUUGAUUACCUAUUUUGAGUAAUAAGACAUUCCACAAACACUCUUACAUUGUCAAGGUAACUUCUGUUUGAUAGUGCUUUCCACCAUGGACGUGACCUAGGAAAAUGACGUAUUUUUAUAGAAUUUUACACCAAGCUUUGCGCCUCUUGUUUUACAAAUUCAAUUUGCUACUUGGUGGCAGAAAUGACACCCAAACCCAAGUCUGACUGUUCUCGUUUUGUGAAUUGGUUUGAAAUCAUCAUGAAGCACCACAAUCUGAUAAUGACCUCAAGCUUUCCUUGUGUUCUGAUGACAAAGCCUCCACACAGUCUGGAGGACUCUGAUAUGUAUUACUACCUUCAUGGAAAAGAUUGGGAUUUGAAGACAUUCCUCAACCCUCCGCCCCCCAAAUUCGGUAACCACCACCGACAAAAGUAAAACAUUAUAUAGGUAAUUCUAGUUCACCAGAGUCUUACCAAUUCUUUGAUGCUUCCAAAUGAGAGAUAAUUAAAAGAUUGAGUUUAGCUGAAACCUGACAUCUGUAACAAGGGUUUUGCUGACAUAGUUUUUGGUGCACGUAAUUUUAUCCAUAUCAUAUGGACUAAUGGCAAAAAAGCAAUAAUAUUAAGCUUUUCACUCUUACAUUCUAGAUUUAAAAAAAUUUUUUUUAUUGUUCUUCAAUCCUCUCUUCUGAGUGUCCAUUUUAAACAAGGAAAGCUUGCACCAUUACAAAGAUUGCCGGCACCGUUUAUUUUACACAAAAGCCAAAAGUUGACUUUUUGAAAUGAUGAACUACUUUUCUUUGUGUUUACCUGAGUGUUUUGUGAUAUUCUGGGUCAUUCCAGUCAUGAAGAUGUAUUACAUGUAAUAUUUCUUGCUACCUGUGAAAAGGUAUAUUUUAAAGAAUGUAUAACCAACACUCCAUUUACUUUUUAAUUAGUCUGUAGAGGAUUUGUAUCUAAUACAUGUACGUAGUUUUCUUGUAGUACAUCAUUGUAAAUGGAGCAAAGUACAUUAUCUUUAUAGUUAUUCUAAAAUGUACAUUAUGUAAGAAAUGUAAAUAUGAUACUUGAUUAAACACUUUGCUGAAAAUUAUAAGUCAAUAAAAAAUCUCACCUGG